Messenger RNA from Engraulis encrasicolus (European anchovy), 3446 nucleotides. RefSeq names its product lon peptidase 1, mitochondrial (gene lonp1). NCBI's taxonomy places the organism in Eukaryota, Metazoa, Chordata, Actinopteri, Clupeiformes, Engraulidae. The transcript is spliced from 18 exons. Bases 1 to 3048 code for a protein of 1015 amino acids. Gene Ontology annotation, molecular function: ATP binding; serine-type endopeptidase activity; ATP-dependent peptidase activity. Gene Ontology annotation, cellular component: mitochondrial matrix. The record is from RefSeq and is a predicted model, not a curated record. Gene Ontology annotation, biological process: chaperone-mediated protein complex assembly; protein quality control for misfolded or incompletely synthesized proteins; mitochondrion organization.
AUGGCGACCUACAUGAGGAUGUUAGGAGCGCUGAGACAGUUUCACAGAAGUGGGGUUACCAUAGUUAAAAAUUGCUCGGGCAACACCGGCCAGGUACUGAAUGGUAGUUUUGGAGGAAAUUCAGCCGCUACGUCAAGUAAGGUCACGGAACGCUGUUAUUCCUCCUCAAAUCUUAUAUGUAAACCAUCCUUAUGCAAUGGCUCUCGUAACUCCAACAUCUCAUCAAUGACAGCGGCGGCGGUGCGAUGCGGUGGACCUAACAAAUGGAUAAGGAGUACAAGUGGUUUUGGAUAUACCACGGGGAUUUCUGGACAUGUCGGAGCCUCAGUGGGCUGUCAACAGAGGCGAUACUUUUAUGGAAACAGGGGGAGUGGGUUUUCAGAAGAUGGAGCCGAAAGUAGUGGCGCUGGAGGAGGGGAUGAGUCCAGUGGAGACGGUGGGACAGGUUAUGGUUCUCCCCAAAUGACUGCUUUGACACCCAUGAUGGUUCCAGAGGUCUUUCCUAAUGUACCCCUCAUCGCCGUGAACAGAAACCCAGUUUUUCCUCGAUUCAUCAAGAUUAUUGAGGUAAAAAAUAAAGCUCUGAUGGACCUGCUGAGGCGCAAGGUCAGACUGGCUCAGCCGUAUGCUGGCGUUUUCCUGAAGAAAGAUGACAGCAAUGAGCAAGAUGUUGUGGAGGACUUGGAUGCCAUCUACAACACUGGUACAUUUGUGCAGAUACAUGAGAUGCAGGACCUCGGAGACAAACUUCGCAUGAUUGUCAUGGGGCAUAGACGGAUCCGUAUUAACAAGCAGCUGGAGGUGGAGCCAGACGAACCCCCGUCUCCGGUGGAGUCCGAAGGGGAGGGAGGCCAGCCCAAGCCCCCGCGCCGCAAGCCCAAGCGCCCCCGCAAGGAAGGCAGCUCCCUGGCUGAGGCCAUGGAGGACAGCGUCAAGAACGUGGAUAUGACCGUGGAGCCGGUCACGCUGCCGCCGGCCUCCUCAGACAUCCUCAUGGUGGAGGUGGACAAUGUGCAGCACGAGGAGUUCCAGAUCACAGAGGAAGUCAAGGCAUUAACUGCAGAAAUUGUCAAGACUAUUAGAGACAUCAUCGCCUUGAAUCCUCUGUACAGAGAGUCCGUGCUGCAGAUGAUGCAGGCUGGCCAGCGGGUGGUGGAUAACCCCAUCUACCUCAGCGACAUGGGAGCUGCUCUCACCGGGGCCGAGUCCCACGAGCUUCAGGAUGUCCUGGAGGAGACCAAUAUUCCCAAAAGGUUGUAUAAGGCAUUGUCUUUGCUAAAGAAAGAAUAUGAACUGAGCAAGUUACAACAGCGGCUGGGAAGGGAGGUGGAAGAGAAGAUCAAGCAGACCCACAGGAAGUACCUCCUGCAGGAGCAGCUGAAGAUCAUUAAGAAGGAGCUGGGCCUGGAGAAGGAGGACAAAGACGCCAUUGAGGAGAAGUUUAGGGAGCGACUGAAGGAGAGAGUGGUGCCGCAGCACGUCAUGGACGUCAUCAAUGAAGAACUCAACAAGCUUGGCUUGCUUGAUAAUCAUUCCUCUGAGUUCAAUGUUACGCGUAACUAUUUGGACUGGCUGACCUCCAUGCCCUGGGGAACUAACAGCACUGAGAACCUGGAGCUGGGCCGAGCCAAAGAGGUGCUGGAGGAGGAUCAUUAUGGGAUGGAUGAUGUCAAGAAGCGUAUUCUGGAAUUCAUUGCGGUGAGCCAGUUGCGGGGCAGCACCCAGGGCAAGAUCCUGUGUUUCUACGGCCCCCCGGGUGUAGGGAAGACCAGUAUCGCCCGCUCCAUCGCACGGGCACUCAACAGGGAAUAUUUCCGUUUCAGUGUUGGCGGUAUGACUGAUGUUGCUGAAAUUAAAGGUCACAGGAGGACAUAUGUCGGUGCUAUGCCAGGCAAAAUCAUACAGUGUUUGAAGAAGACGAAAACUGAAAACCCUCUGGUGCUAAUUGAUGAGGUUGACAAAAUUGGACGAGGUUACCAAGGCGACCCCUCCUCUGCGCUUCUGGAACUUCUGGACCCAGAGCAAAAUGCAAACUUCCUGGACCAUUACCUUGAUGUGCCUGUGGACUUGUCCAAGGUUUUGUUUAUUUGUACCGCCAAUGUGACUGACACCAUUCCAGAGCCCUUGAGAGAUCGCAUGGAAAUGAUAAAUGUGUCUGGAUACGUAGCUCAGGAGAAACUAGCCAUUGCAGAGAAAUAUCUAGUGCCUCAACUACGAAUUCUGUGUGGACUGGAUGAGGAGAAGACUGAGAUCUCAUCGGAUGCUUUGAGUGUUCUCAUUAGGCAGUAUUGUAGAGAGAGUGGAGUAAGGAACCUUCAGAAGCAAGUGGAGAAGGUUUUCCGCAAAGUAGCAUUCCGUAUUGUGAAUGGAGAGGAGACCUCAGUGAAGGUCACGCCUGACAACCUGCAGGACUACGUUGGGAAGCCCAUCUUCACUGUGGAUCGCAUGUACGACGUCACACCCCCAGGUGUUGUCAUGGGAUUAGCUUGGACAGCUAUGGGUGGCUCUACACUCUUUAUCGAGACCUCUCUAAGGCGGCCUAGAGACCGCUCGGCUAAAGACGGACCAAGUGAGGGAUCGCUGGAGGUGACGGGCCAGCUAGGAGAUGUGAUGAAGGAGAGCGCCAAAAUUGCCUACACCUUCGCCCGGGCCUUCCUCAUGAAGCAGCAGCCAGACAACGACUUCCUAGUCGGCUCUCACUUACACCUGCACGUCCCAGAGGGAGCAACUCCUAAAGACGGGCCCAGUGCUGGUUGCACCAUAGUGACGGCUCUGCUGUCCCUGGCCUCUGACACGCCAGCACGUCAGAACAUUGCCAUGACGGGAGAGCUGUCCCUGACUGGCAAAAUCCUCCCCGUGGGGGGAAUCAAGGAGAAGACCAUUGCUGCCAAGAGGGCUGGUGUGACUUGCAUCAUACUGCCAGAGGAAAACAAAAAGGACUUCUCCGACCUUCCCGACUACAUCACUGAAGGCCUGGAGGUGCAUUUUGUUCAACACUAUGAGCAGAUUUACAAGAUUGUUUUCCCUGUCCAUGAACAGUCCAACUGAAGCACCGAACUGGCUGUAGCCACAGAUUUCUUUUUUUUAUAUCCAAUGAAAAGAUGCCAUGGCGUACCCCCUUGAGGUCAAUGAUUGCAGUUAGCUGAUGGCUAGACGCUGCCGUCAUGAGUUUGUUUUGAGGAGUGUUUCUAAAGGAUGCCACCAGGUGUGAGGACAUGCAUAGGCCAUAGGGGAAUAGGUUGGCAGCUCAUCUAUUCAAAUUCUUUAAGAUCCUCAUGCGACAGUCAGCUGGAUCAUGUUAUUGCUGCCGCGCAGCCUCAACAAAGUCUUUUUUUAUUUACAGAUGUUGCAUAUAAUAAUGGAACCAAAUCGAUAUUGCUGAUUCUUUGAAUUGUUGAAAUGUUACAUUGACUUCGGAGUUAAAGCACUAAUUUAAAGAAAUGAAA